AGUGAAAAUACUUUUUUAUUACAAAUGAAAAACAACUAUGACAGUGCCAAAAUAAAUAUGAACACGCAAACAAAACUCAAAACGUAAAACGCACACACAAAGAUGAAGAAAUCAGGAGGGGCAGCAGACAAGAAAAGGGUUCGAAGAUCAUCAGGGGCCGUAACUAAUGCCUCCAGAGAUCUGAACUCUGAUACCCCUCCCAGGAAACAAGCUGCAAAAAAGGAUGUGUUUCAGUUGUUUGCUGAGAAGGUGAGAGAUCACAAGGAUUUGGUAUCUCGUUGGGCUGUCUUACAGGAGACCCGUGUUGAAUAUUUUAGAGGAAAGGAUUUUGUAAGCUUUCUGAAAAAUCAUUCAGAGGUUAAAGAUAUAUUAGAUUCAAAUAAUAAUUUAGAGGUUGAAGAAAUUGCCAAUACUUUAUUAAGCAAGAACCUCUUAGUGCGUUGUGAUCGUGUGGUGAAAACUGUUCGUCCCGGGAAGAAAAAGUUGUCUACCUGGCCAGCACAUUUAGAGAUCUUUCCUGAUCAAGUAUUUUCAGAAAAUGAUGCCUUUUUUGCAUGGGCGUUUGUAAAACAGAGGCCAUUAUGGCAAACACUUCUCUCACUUUCCUGGCCUGUGUUGACUCUUGCAAUUUGCAUGUUUCCUGUAUACCCACAUCGGUGCAAGCUAUUAAUCCUCUACUCUUGUGCUGGACUUCUUUUGCUUAUUCUCUCACUUCUUUCAUUGAGAGCCACAGUAUUUGGUGUUCUAUACCUCAUUCUUGGAAAGCGUGUUUGGUUUUUCCCUAACAUCCUUGCUGAAGAAGCUACCCUGGGAGAAUUAUUCCGUUUCUGGCCGAAUAAGGAUGAGGAGGAGAGGCCCAAGUGGACAACUAGACUUUUCUAUGCAUUAGUAGCUGUGCUCGUCAUAUUACUGCUGAGGCACCAUGCCCCUGAUGAAGCUGCUAGAGCAAGGUAUCAGAAGCGGAUGUCCAACAUAAUUGAUGAAGUUCUUGAGUGGUCUCCAAGUUUGGCGCUGUCUGGAAUGAUGGAGAAGCAGCCAACUGUGGUCAAUACCACAGAACCCAGCAAUUUCACAGAUUCCGGGAAAACAGACUCGGAGAAGGAACCUCCAGCAGAUGAUGAAGGUGGAGAAACCAUCUUAGAACAACAUGAGGAUGAGGAAACCGAGAACAUAGAGGACACUGAUCAACAUCAGCAUCAGUUUCAGCAUCAAGAUCAUAUAUGACAGCAGAUCGUGUCAUACCAAACCAGAAGACAGAUACACUACCUUCUUUGGGUUUCAUCUUAAAUUUUGAGUGUAAAACUGUGUAAUCAAACAGCGAAAUAAAGCAGUUUUUAAUUUGUGCCAUCAUUAAUAGUGAGAAAAUAGAUUAUAAUACUGAGUUUAGGGAAUUUAUGUAAUGUAAUGAAGAGCCAUUUAACUAUAUUUAUCGUAUUGGCUAUAUGCUUUUAUACA
Molecule: messenger RNA, 1455 nt
Organism: Populus nigra (black poplar)
Lineage: Eukaryota; Viridiplantae; Streptophyta; Magnoliopsida; Malpighiales; Salicaceae
Exons: 5
Coding region: 103-1224 (373 amino acids)
Biological process (GO): post-translational protein targeting to membrane, translocation
Cellular component (GO): endoplasmic reticulum membrane; endoplasmic reticulum
Source: RefSeq, a predicted model, not a curated record